AGGGGGGAGGAGCAGCAUCUGAGUGGCCCGUUGUUAUGGCAACCCUGGCCCCUGCAGGAACUCCAAGGAUGAAGGGUGAAGUGGCAGGUACCCUGGCCCACAUCCAGCCCUGAAGCUUGGCCCUUGUAUGCAGUCAUGAUGAGGGCUAAGCCCGAGGUCCCCCUCUCUGUCCAGCCUGAGUCAUGGGCAUCCCCCCAGCUCCGUCAGCCCUGCCUCCUCCCAGCCUCUCUCUGAGAAAUCCAUGAGUCACACCUCCAGAGAUCUUGGUCUGGGAGGAGCCCGGCUGGGGCAGGACAGUGCCCCCCCAACCCAGCCAGCCCCACCCCCGGCUCCGCACUGGCUGCGCUUGGCUCUGCCGCAGGAGAGGGGCUGCCUGCCUCCCACGCUCGCUCCCCAGCCUGCUCGUAGCCUGGCACACAGCUGCAGGACGGGCACGGGCAGGUGGAACCUCCAAGGUGGGUCCUGAGAGGGGGUCCAGCGCCUAGUGCUUCACAGGACGCUCUGCCUGGUGCCAGGUGGUGACAUCUCUGGGGACAACAAUGGCUGUCCAGUUGCUCCAGCAGGCGGUGCUGUUCCUACUGAGUCUUCUCUUCCUGGUGCAAGGUGCCCAUGGUGGCGGUCCACGGGAGGACUUCCGCUUCUGUGGCCAGCGGAACCAAACCCAGAAGAGUGACUUGCAGUAUGAGCAGACGCUGGAGCUGAAGAUCACCAUCAAUAACUCAGAGGAGGCCCUCACCAUCCGUGCCCCCUUUCCUGCCGCCCCGGAGGCCUCCCGGGCCUUCCCGGAGCCCAGAGGCAUCUACCACUUCUGCCUGUACUGGAGUCGCCAGUCUGGGAAGUUCCACCUGCGUUAUGGCAAGAAUGACUUCCUGCUCAGUGACCAAGCCUCCAGGCUCCUCUGCUUCCAGCACCGGGAGAGCUUGGUGCAGGGGCCCCCGCUGCUGGCCACCUCUGUCAGCUCCUGGAGGAACCCCGAGAACACCAGCCUGCCUGGGGCUUCCAGCUUCACCUUUUCCUUCCAUAAGCCCCACCAUGCCUCCCACAAUGCAUCAGCCUCAGUGGACAUGUGCGAGCUAAAGAAUGUCCUCCUGCGGCUCAGCCAGCUUCUCCAGCAUCCCCACAAAGCCUCCAGGCGGCCCUCGGCCACCCUGGCCAGCCAGCAGCUGCAGAGCCUAGAGUCAAAGCUGGCCUCUGUGAGCUUCCCUGGCGACAAGGUGUCCUUUGAGGAGGACCGGGUCAACGCCACCGUGUGGAAGCUGCGGCCCUCAGCCGUCCUCCAGGACCUCCACAUCCACUCCCGGCAGGAGGAGGCGCAGAGCGAGGUCCAGGAGUACUCCGUGCUGCUGCCUCGUGCCCUCUUCCAGCAGACCAAAGGCCGGCGCGGGGAGGCAGCCAAGAGACUGCUUGUGGUGGACUUCAGCAGCCAGGCUCUGUUUCAGGACAAGAAUUCCAGCCAAGUCUUGGGUGAGAAGGUCUUGGGCAUCGUUGUGCAGGACACCAAAGUCUCCAACCUCCCUGAACCAGUGGUGCUCACCUUCCAGCACCAGCCCCAGCCGAACAACAUCACUCUCCAGUGUGUUUUCUGGGUUGAAGACACAGCACCUGGCAGCCACGGGAGCUGGAGCAGCACCGGGUGUGAGACGGUCAGGGGAGAAACACAGACAUCCUGCCUCUGCAGCCACCUGACCUACUUCGCAUUGUUGAUGGUGUCCUCAGUGGAGGUGGACACCACCCACAAGCACUACCUCACCCUCCUGUCCUACGUGGGCUGUGUCAUCUCCGCCUUGGCCUGUGUCUUCACCAUUGCUGCCUACCUGUGCUCCAGCAGGAGGAAACCCCGGGACUACACCAUCAAGGUGCACAUGAACCUGCUCCUGGCUGUCUUCCUCCUGGACGUGAGCUUUCUGCUCAGCGAGCCGGUGGCACUGUCAGGCUCUGUGGCCGCCUGCCAGGCCAGCGCCAUGUUCCUGCACUUCUCCCUGCUGGCCUGCCUGGCCUGGAUGGGCCUGGAGGGCUACAACCUCUACCGCCUUGUCAUCGAGGUCUUCGGCACCUAUGUCCCUGGCUACCUGCUCAAGCUGAGCGCUGUGGGCUGGGGCUUCCCCAUAUUCCUGGUGACACUAGUGGCUCUGGUGGACGUGAACAACUAUGGUCCCAUCAUCCUGGCGGUACACAGGACUCCGGAGCGGGUCAUCUACCCUUCCAUGUGCUGGAUCCGUGACUCCCUGGUCAGCUACAUCACCAACCUGGGCCUCUUCAGCCUGGUGUUCCUGUUCAACAUGGCCAUGCUGGUCACCAUGGUGGUGCAGAUCCUAUGGCUGCGGCCACACAGCCAAAAGUGGCCCCACGUACUGACCCUGCUGGGCCUCAGCCUGGUCCUUGGCCUGCCCUGGGCCUUGAUCUUCUUCUCCUUUGCUUCUGGCACCUUCCAACUCGUGAUCCUCUAUCUCUUCAGCAUCAUCACUUCCUUCCAAGGCUUCCUCAUCUUCCUCUGGUACUGGUCCAUGCGGCUGCAGGCCCGGGGAGGUCCUUCCCCUCUGAAGAACAGCUCGGACAGCGCCAGGCUCCCCAUCAGCUCGGGUAGCACCUCGUCCAGCCGUGCCUAGAUACCCCAGCUUCCACCCUGUGUGAGGGGCAGAGACGUGGCUCCCCCAUUGUCUACACCCACUGCUGGGCUCAGCCCACCACUGGGCAGUGGCAGACUGGAGAAGGCCCAGUUCCCUGGAUGGAUGGAUGGAUGGAGUGAUUGCCAUGGCAACCAGAUGCCUGCCUGGCCUUGAGGACCAUUCAGCUCCCUGCUCCAACUCCCAAGGGCUCAGGAGUACACUGCCAUGCUGGUGGCAAAGAUGUCCCACAACUGGACUCAGGCCUCAUCUCUCCUGAUUUUCCUGAGCUGAGCUUUUGCUGCCAGAGGCUGAGACUCACAGGCACCAGGGCCAGGCUUGCAUUUUAGAUGCCCAGACACAGCUGCCCAGGCUAUUGCUACUCUGAACUUGUCACCACUCCUCAUUCUGCAGCCCCUGCCCUUUCCAUCUAGGCAGCAGCAAGGACAAGCAGGGCUGGGAAGAGAAUUGGACUGGAGUCGUGCAGGUGGCGAGGCCCUCCUUCAAAGGCUACCUCUGAGCUCAGAGCUUCUUCCUCCACCAGACUCCCAGAGGCCCCCUUUUUUCCCUGUUCUCCUCCUCAGCUUUCCCUGCCCUUUGCCCACAGCCUGGGGCCCCAGUUCCAAUGCUGUUAUUUUGGGAAGCCAUUCCCACCCAGCUUCCUGGUGCCUCGCUGUAAACUCCCAAGGCUGUAUGGGCCUUCAAUGUCUCUGGUGGGGACACCUGGGCUGGGUCAUGUGGCCUGUGUGUCAGUGCUGGCCUCAAUCACCCUUCAGGGGGGCCCUCCUGUGGCAAGAAUGAUGGGACAGGAUGGGCCAGCUAUGUUUCCUUCCCGAUACUCUGGAAGACUGGGACAUUCCUUCUGCUGACACUGGCUUGAGCCCAACCUCUCAACUAUGAGGUGGACUUCAAAUCUCCGCAGAUAGAUGGCUGCCUGUUAUGGGGGACUCUGCCCAACACUCACUGGCCCCUCACCAGCCUAUGCCAGGUGGCAGGGGCACAGAUGGAUGACCUGGUGGCUCUUCCUGUGAACUCAGGCUAGAACACAAGGCCCUGGGGCUAUAGGUACAAGGUAGGAGCCAGAACUCCUGGAUGGGCAUGGAGGAGAUCUUACUGGAGGAGGCGGCAUUUCGUCUUGACUUGGCCUUCAAGAUGAAGAGUGUGUUCCUUUUAAGUAUCAAUUUGUUCAUCUUAUUUUGAUGGGUUUUUGGGGGGGGAGGGAGACAGGGUCUCGCUUAUAGAGCCCCAGCUGAUCUUGUGGUCCUCCUGCCUCUGCUCUCUGAGAGCUGGGAUUAUAGGCGUUGACCACCAUGUUCAGCACUCAUGUCUUUUGGUAUUAAAGAGAAAAGUAUGUGUUUAUUGUAGAGAAUCUGGAAACUGUAGAAGAUUGUCAAGAGGAAAAAUAAAAAUCAGCUGUCUUUUGGAGAAUUUCCUUCA
Perognathus longimembris pacificus (Pacific pocket mouse) is the source of this 4040-nucleotide messenger RNA. It is a transcript of the gene Adgrg1, whose product is annotated as adhesion G protein-coupled receptor G1. Gene Ontology annotation, molecular function: G protein-coupled receptor activity; heparin binding. Gene Ontology annotation, cellular component: membrane. Gene Ontology annotation, biological process: cell surface receptor signaling pathway; adenylate cyclase-activating G protein-coupled receptor signaling pathway. The record is from RefSeq and is a predicted model, not a curated record. The transcript is spliced from 14 exons. NCBI's taxonomy places the organism in Eukaryota, Metazoa, Chordata, Mammalia, Rodentia, Heteromyidae. The coding region runs from base 540 to 2606 and encodes 688 amino acids.